AUGACGAGGCGACCAAUGCAACCAACUAUGAUGUUUGCUAUCAAGACCUACACCGCUCAGAACCGACAAUACCGACAAAACCAACAAUCGUUAAGACAGAUAGCAUCUUCUUCCCCUGGCUAUGGGGCGAUGAAUCUGACAUCCAAUAUCAUGCAAGGUGCGAGUGAAAAUUCUAGAGUGUCUUAUGUGACUGGCAAUGUUGGCUCUUUGUCAUCUAGUGCACACAUAGUUCUGCAUAGUGCCAACAUGGAUACCUCGCUGCCAGAAGGAGAUUCUCUUGGGCAUGUGAACACAAUGCUUUCACUAGGGAUAACCCCUACACGACAUGAUCUUUCUGGAGCGUCCAUCAACAACCUGUUAACACACAAUCUGGAUACACGUGAAUCCAACCGAUUCUCUCCCAAGGUGGCGCAGGCACGCCCAGCGCCAAUGAAGGAUCUCCCAAGGGAACCAAAGUUCACCUGUCCAGUCUGCAUCAAUGAGCUGGUCGAUGCAUCGUCUACUAUCUGCGGCCACAUCUUCUGCAAGAAAUGCAUAGAGGCCUCCAUCCGAUUUCAGAAGAAGUGCCCUACCUGUCGUAGGAGGCUGACCUUGAGAAAUUUCCACCGCAUCAACCUCCCGGCGAUGGAUUGAGCUGAUCCAGCCAUUCUGGGCGUGGUGGAGCAUCAACACCCGAC
This is a messenger RNA of Triticum aestivum (bread wheat), 677 nucleotides long. RefSeq names its product probable histone acetyltransferase HAC-like 1. The record is from RefSeq and is a predicted model, not a curated record. Gene Ontology annotation, cellular component: SUMO-targeted ubiquitin ligase complex. Gene Ontology annotation, molecular function: SUMO binding; ubiquitin protein ligase activity; SUMO-ubiquitin ligase activity. The coding region runs from base 1 to 633 and encodes 210 amino acids. NCBI's taxonomy places the organism in Eukaryota, Viridiplantae, Streptophyta, Magnoliopsida, Poales, Poaceae. The transcript is spliced from 3 exons. Gene Ontology annotation, biological process: ubiquitin-dependent protein catabolic process.